This is a messenger RNA of Saitoella complicata NRRL Y-17804, 585 nucleotides long. RefSeq names its product thioredoxin-like protein. The transcript is spliced from 2 exons. The coding region runs from base 1 to 585 and encodes 194 amino acids. Gene Ontology annotation, cellular component: cytoplasm. The record is from RefSeq and is a predicted model, not a curated record. NCBI's taxonomy places the organism in Eukaryota, Fungi, Ascomycota, Saitoellomycetes, Saitoellales, Saitoellaceae. Gene Ontology annotation, molecular function: thioredoxin peroxidase activity. Gene Ontology annotation, biological process: cell redox homeostasis; cellular response to oxidative stress.
AUGGAUUCAAACCCAUUGAACCCGCCUCCUCCGCCUGAGGGGAUCCCAAUUCCUGUUGACGAUGGGGCCUGUGAUCACCUCGUUGGCACAACGAUUCCGACCGAUGUCACCCUUCCCGCAACCAAUGGAUCCAAGGUUGACUUAGAAAGCUUGUCCGGGCUUACCAUCCUCUUUUGCUAUCCGAGGACUGGCGCUCCAGGUGAAGAAAUUCCAAAGGAGUGGGAUGAUAUCCCAGGUGCUAGAGGAUGCUCACCGCAAGCAUGCGCCUUUGGGGACCUGUACGCGUCCCUUCGCAAAUUGGGUGUUCAUAAUCUCUACGGGUUGAGUACCCAACCUACUGAAUACCAGCGUGAAGCCAAAGAGAGGUUGCACCUCCCAUACGAGAUGCUUUCGGACGAGAACCUUGAAUUAAUCAAAAGCUUGCAAUUGCCGACCUUUGACUUUCAAGACAACACUUUAGUGAAACGAGUCACCUUGGCGAUUGUGGACGGAAGAGUUCAUAAGGUCUGGUAUCCUGUUUUUCCUACAGUUGAAAACGCGGCAAAUGUUGAGAAAUGGUUGAAAACAAAGCAGCAAUAUGUUUGA